CUAAACCAACUCACAACUCUACUUCCCACAACUCAAACUUUAACGCCUUUGAUCACAAAUCAAUCGACAACAUCAGUCAUGGCCACCAGUAAUGUAAAGGAUUGGACCAUUCCUGAUGUUGAGAAGUGGUUGCAGAAAAAUGGAUUCCCGACGUACGUCUAUCUGCUCUGUAAAACACACAAAAUUGAUGGAAAAGCGCUCCUUCUUUUGACGGAAUCAGACAUCAAGGGGGAGAUUGAAGUGCUAGGUGACGUCAAGCGAAUGAUGAUAGGAAUUCGGCUACUGCAGAAAUUGAAUUAUCAAGCUUAUCAUGAACUGAGUGGUAAUGGCAUCUCUCAGGAUGUUGUGAAGAGACAUAUUAUGCCGAAUAACUUUGUAAAUCGUCCGCAGCUUUCUCGCUAUGACAGUGUCGACUCGGUUGCAGAUUGCCCGGAAAUCUCCCAAGAAGCCGAUGAACCUGAUGUUGGGACCGAAUAUGGUGUGUUAUCCAAACUGCUUGAUGCAGAGCUUUGGAAAGUUGUCCUGAGUUUCAUCUAUGUCUUCUUUGUAUUUUUGUUGACGUCAUUGGUGAUGGUGAUCGUGCACGACCGAGUUCCUGACAUGAACAAGUAUCCGCCACUACCGGACAUAUUUCUGGAUAACAUUCCCCUUAUCCCAUGGGCAUUUGAGGCUUGUGAAGGGAUAGCUUUGACACUCAGUACAAUUUGGAUACUCAUUCUGAUCUUUCAUAAACACAGGUUUAUUCUGUUGAGGAGGAUGUUUUCACUGUUGGGUACGGUGUUUCUACUGCGGUGUGUGACCAUGCUGAUCACCUCUCUGUCUGUUCCUGGGAUACAUCUUCAGUGUGAGGCUAGGCCUGCUGUGGGUAUCAAAGAGCAGCUGUACAAAGCACUGACGAUCUGGCAGGGCCUCGGGAUGAGUAUGCAGGGUGUUCGUUCAUGUGGUGACUACAUGUUCAGUGGACAUACCUGUUGCUUGACAAUGCUCAACUUCUUCAUAACUGAAUAUACUCCCAGGAGAAUGUACUACGUUCAUACGACAAGUUGGGUGCUGAAUCUCUUUGGUAUCUUCUUCAUCUUAGCGGCACACGAGCACUACUCGAUCGAUGUCUUCAUCGCAUUUUACAUCUCGUCGCGUCUCUUCUUAUACUACCACACGCUUGCCAACAACCGAUCUCUGAUGAUGCGAGACAGGAACAGAACAAGAGUCUGGUUUCCAUUGUUUACAUUUUUUGAGUCGAGGUGUGAUGGUAUUGUACCGAAUGAGUAUGAAUGGCCACUGUCUUGGGCCAAGACACAGAAAGUACAUGGUCAUGGUGGUAAUGGUAAUGGUAAUGGUGAUAAAGUAAAGCUAGGCUGAGUUCAAAAAGGUUGCCUCAGAAGGAAUACUAGGUGUUUGUUUCAACAUGUUUGAUAAAGUUAGGUGUAGUAAGCUGAAAAUAUUGAGACAGGAUCAUGUAGGCUCUUGCUCAUUAUUGGCUCUUGAGGUAAUACUUGGGUCUUCGUCUUAGAGAUAACUGGUGCACCCGGAGGAGUCACACUUUCUCUCUACUUACAUUGUUCAUAAAAAUGUAUGUGACCAAUCAUGAACCUUGAAUUCCUUUUGGUACACCAAGUAUUUUGUUGUAUUUACAGAUUGUGAUAAACUGUGUAAAAUCAAUUGAGUCACAUUCUUAUAUAGUGCUUCAUACUAUACAUGUACUGUCUCUAACUAUGUCAAAGCACUUUGCAUUUAUUUCCUAGCCUAAUCCAGAAACAUUUCUGUAGAAACCAAGGAGCAUAAAUGCGCUACUGUUUUCCAUUUUACACCAGUUGUAUUCUUUAGUCCUGUAGUGGUGCUAUAUUUGCUUUGUAAAGACUGGGUAAGUGUGAAAAUGUAGAUUCUUCUUGGUUGUUGCUUUUGUGACCUCAUUUAAAAGGAUUUCUGGACAUCAUAAACUGUUUGCUGGACAAAUGCUUUCCUUGGUAUCAUUAUCAGUGUUCAGAAAUCUCACCUACAUGUAUGCUAGUUCUACAUAACUAUUGUACUAAGAGCAUUUAUUCUGUGGUCUAUAUUAUAUCUUCCUGUACACCUGAAAUUUCUGAAAUUCUAUUGCUGAAGUCCUGUAUUGUUGAUACAGUUUGGUGCUACAAAAUAGAUGUAAACAAUCCAGUUUACUUGUCAUGAAAUGUCAGUUGCUAGUCAAAUUGCGUUGGAUUGCUUUUUUUUCUUACAACCAGACAUGCAGCUAGUGCUGUAUCUAAAUGAGUUGAAUGAGUCUAAUUCAAGCUUCAAAUUUAUUUUAUAAAUGCAAGUCAAAGCCAGAAGAAUGUCUUUUGUCUUGAAUCUGCACAAAACAUGUGCUUGUACUAUAUUUUCAUACAUGUCAUGUAUGCAUGUAUUUGUCUGUCUGUAGCUAUACAUGCAUUUCAAACUUCUGUCACAAUCCCAUAUCAGUUUAAUAAUGUUAGGAAACAGAGUAGUUCCUCUAAAUAGGGCAUGUAUUUGAUUAAACGAAAAUCCGAAGACAUUUUACGAACUGUGUUCACUUUUGGAUUGUGCCCACUCCUUGGGCCCGACAUUAACUUGCCCUCCUCCUUUAACCAGGGGAUGGAAUUAACCUCCGCAUAUUUUUAAAGAGCAUUUGGAUUAGUGUAAUUGCAAACAAUUGAUAUCAUUGUUAAAGCCCAGCUUUGUUAGUUUCUCCAUUGGUGUAAAUGAGCAUUGUCCGUGUAUGUGACGAGCAAGUGCCGAGAACUUCUCAAUGCUUGAGCAGAUACUGGCCCUCACCCAUUAUGUAAUGUGUCCAUCCUAAUAUGCUGUCGUCCAUUGUUGCCAUCCUACUCAGUAACACUGUUACAUGUGCUGUGAUUUCUGUUGUUUAAUAGGUGCAAUCCCAGUUUAUCUGGUUAGAAUAAGAAGUGAAGAGUCUGCUUUCAAAAUGUAUUAAAAAUUGCUGCUGUCGGAAAAUUAGGAAAAAAAUUGCAUGGUGAUAUUUCAAAUCUGAUCUGUUAUUUCAAUCUUCUUUUGAUAUACAAUGUAGUUCCACUUAAGAGUUCAAGUGUAUGUUGACUCCUCUUGCUGGUAUCUAUUCCUGGCAUUUACACUGCCAGUUGGUUAUCAAAUCUUCGAUAAAAGUGGUUGGACUGCGUUUUUAAAAUAAACUCUUCAAUUAUUUUGUUGUUGGUGUCGGCAUUACUUGUAAUGACACUUUCUUGAGAAAAAUAGCUUUGUUAGCUGCCUAGGCUGCAGGUCUCCUAAUUCUAAAUCUUAUGUUGGUAUUGAAAAGCUUCCUAUAUUAUCACCACAGUCCAUUUAGAUCAAAGUAUCAAUUGAUUCCAUGCCAAUGCAAUUGUCAGCCAUUAAUCUAUAGAAGGUAUAAGUUUCUAUUUUGUAUCUAUGGAGUUUAUGUUGA
This is a messenger RNA of Lineus longissimus, 3394 nucleotides long. Its product is annotated as sphingomyelin synthase-related protein 1-like. Bases 79 to 1359 code for a protein of 426 amino acids. The record is from RefSeq and is a predicted model, not a curated record. Gene Ontology annotation, molecular function: ceramide cholinephosphotransferase activity; protein binding; sphingomyelin synthase activity. Lineage: Eukaryota; Metazoa; Nemertea; Pilidiophora; Heteronemertea; Lineidae. Gene Ontology annotation, biological process: ceramide biosynthetic process. The transcript is spliced from 5 exons. Gene Ontology annotation, cellular component: plasma membrane; Golgi membrane; endoplasmic reticulum membrane.